Messenger RNA from Fonticula alba, 861 nucleotides. RefSeq lists its product as hypothetical. Gene Ontology annotation, biological process: barbed-end actin filament capping; actin cytoskeleton organization. Gene Ontology annotation, cellular component: F-actin capping protein complex; actin cortical patch. The record is from RefSeq and is a predicted model, not a curated record. Gene Ontology annotation, molecular function: actin filament binding. Lineage: Eukaryota; Rotosphaerida; Fonticulaceae. Bases 1 to 861 code for a protein of 286 amino acids. The transcript has 5 exons.
AUGCCCCGCCCCCGUGCCGCGUCCCCCUGGCGGCGCGCCUUACAGAACUUAGUAAUCAUGUCCCACCACACCAUGGAGAUCGCCUCCGACUUCAUUCAGCAGGCUCCCCCCGGUGGCCUGCAUGAGGUCUACAACGAUCUGCGCCACCUCGUCAACGAUGACAACCACCUGCGCAACUCCACUGCCCAGGCCAUGUCCACCUACAACAUCUCCCAGAUGACCCAGGUCACCCUCCCCUCUGGUGCCAAGUCCCUCGUCACGCGCUUCAACGUCGUCGAGGGUGACAACGUCUUCUACGACAGCACCACCGGUGCCACCUUCGCCUUUGACCACUUCACCCAUGAGGUUUCCGCUGGCUCCGGCUCUCAUGCCCCGAUUUCCGGCUUCCUCGCUGAGCUUGAGCGUGCCGCCAAGGACUACCUCAACGAGUACUACCCGGAUGGCCAUGCCACCGUCUCUGUCUUCCCCCAUGGCGAUGGUGCGGCCAUCUGCUUCGCCAGCGAUCGCUACAGCCCGCGCAACUUCUGGAACGGCCGCUGGCGCUCGGAGUGGAUUCUGAGCGGCUCCUCCCUCAAGGGUGAGAUGCGUGCCCAUGUCCACUACUACGAGGAUGGCAACGUCCAGCUCCAGACCAAGAAGAAGGCCGACGUCCAUGUUGCUGAUGCCAAGAACGCCUCCGCUGUGGUCAAGGCCAUCCUUGCCGCCGAGCAGGCCUUCCAGCAGGGUCUCAACCAGUCCCACUCUCAGCUGGGUGACACCACCUUCAAGGCCCUGCGUCGUGCCCUCCCCAUUACUCGUAACCGCGUGGACUGGGAGAAGAUCGCCCUCUACAAGGUCGGCUCUCAGAUUGGUGGCAAGUAA